AUGAAGCUGAAACUGCCAAACUCAGGACUGGAUGGCCGGAUCCCCUCUCAUGGGGACCUGGAGAGGAUGGAGAAGGAGGAGGCCGAAGGGGACAGGCCCAAAUGGGACAACAAAGCCCAGUACCUGCUCACCUGUGUCGGCUUCUGUGUGGGACUGGGCAACGUCUGGAGGUUCCCUUACCUGUGUCAGAGUCAUGGAGGAGGAGCGUUCAUGAUCCCGUUCCUUAUCCUGCUGGUUCUGGAAGGAAUCCCGCUGCUGCACCUGGAGUUCGCCAUCGGUCAGCGUCUGAGGAAAGGCAGCGUCGGAGUGUGGAGGUCAAUCAACCCCUGUCUGACCGGAAUCGGUAUUGCAUCCUUGCUUGUCUCCCUUUUGGUGGGUAUGUACUACAACACCAUCAUGGCCUGGAUCAUGUGGUAUCUCUUCAACUCCUUCCAAAGUCCUCUGCCCUGGAGCCAGUGUCCUCUCAAUGCUAACAGGACAGGUGUGGUGGAGGAGUGUGCACGGAGCAGCACUGUUGACUAUUUCUGGUACAGAGAGACCCUGAACACCUCGACAGCCAUCGAUGAGUCUGGGGGCCUGCAGUGGUGGAUUGUGCUGUCCCUGGUAGCUGCCUGGAGUAUGCUCUAUGUCUGCUGCAUCCGGGGGAUCGAGACCAGCGGAAAGGCUGUGUACGUCACGUCCACUCUGCCAUAUUUGGUCCUCACCAUCUUCCUCAUCAGAGGUCUGACUCUGAAAGGUUCUCUAGAGGGGAUCAAGUUCCUCUUCACGCCAGACGUGAAUGAGUUAAUUAAUCCAGCAACCUGGCUGGAUGCAGGAGCCCAGGUUUUCUACUCCUUCUCUUUGGCUUUUGGAGGUCUCAUCUCUUUCUCCAGUUACAACUCUGUUCACAACAACUGUGAGCAGGACGCUGUUCUCAUCUCCAUCAUCAAUGGCUGCACCUCGGUGUACGCGGCAACGGUUAUCUAUUCCAUCAUCGGCUUCAGAGCCAUGCAAAACUUCGAUGACUGCAUCGGAGACAACGUCUUGACGCUGUUGAACGCCUUCAACUAUCCUGAAGACAGCAUCACAGGCAGCAACUACGAUGAGGUCCUGACCCACCUCAACCAAACACAUCCACAUGUCAUCCAAGGAUUGCAAAUACAGAACUGUGACUUGCAGGUUUUUCUCAGUCAGGGUGUAGAGGGAACUGGAUUGGCCUUCAUCGUAUUCACAGAGGCCAUCAUCAAGAUGCCUUUUUCCCCUCUCUGGGCGGUUCUCUUCUUCGUCAUGCUCUUCUGCCUCGGCCUCUCGACUAUGUUCGGCAACAUUGAGGGAGUGGUGGUCCCUCUGCAGGACCUCAGACUGUUGCCUCGAUCAUGGCCCAAAGAAGUCUUCUGCGGUCUGACUUGCUUAGUUUCUUUACUUCUCGGGCUAAUAUUUGCUCAGCGCUCUGGAAACUACUGGCUAGCCCUUUUUGACAGCUUUGCAGGCUCUAUCCCCCUUCUGGUCAUUGGGCUCUGUGAAAUGAUCUCUGUUGUCUACAUCUACGGCAUAGAUAGGUUUAACAAGGACAUUGAGUUUAUGAUUGGCCACAAGCCCAAUAUUUUCUGGCAGGUGACAUGGAGAUUCGUAAGCCCACUCAUUAUGGUCGUCAUCUUGGUGUUUUACUUUGUUACCCAAGUCACCAAGAAUCCCACCUACUUGGUCUGGGACGAGCAGGCGGAGAGUUUCCCAACCCUGGAGCCUCGUUCAUUUCCAUCCUGGAUCAACAUCAUCAUCUUCAUCCUGGCUGGAAUCCCAUGUUUAGCCAUCCCUGGAUUUGCCCUCUUCAAAUUCAUCCAGAUGAAAUGCUGCAAGCAUAAGGACUACAGUGAGAAGACAGUGGACAGCAUCUCCGCAGCUGUAACAAUGAGCGAGAAAAUUAAGUUUUAA
Hippoglossus stenolepis (Pacific halibut) is the source of this 1911-nucleotide messenger RNA. RefSeq names its product sodium-dependent neutral amino acid transporter B(0)AT1. The coding region runs from base 1 to 1911 and encodes 636 amino acids. Gene Ontology annotation, cellular component: membrane. Lineage: Eukaryota; Metazoa; Chordata; Actinopteri; Pleuronectiformes; Pleuronectidae. The transcript is spliced from 12 exons. The record is from RefSeq and is a predicted model, not a curated record. Gene Ontology annotation, biological process: sodium ion transmembrane transport.